Molecule: messenger RNA, 1113 nt
Organism: Vanderwaltozyma polyspora DSM 70294
Lineage: Eukaryota; Fungi; Ascomycota; Saccharomycetes; Saccharomycetales; Saccharomycetaceae
Product: malate dehydrogenase
Exons: 1
Coding region: 1-1113 (370 amino acids)
Biological process (GO): malate metabolic process; tricarboxylic acid cycle
Cellular component (GO): cytoplasm
Molecular function (GO): L-malate dehydrogenase (NAD+) activity
Source: RefSeq, a predicted model, not a curated record
AUGUACACUGCUAUUACUGAUUCUACUAUUAAGAUCUCUAUUAUUGGUGCUGCUGGUGGUAUUGGACAGUCAUUAACAUUAUUGUUGAAAACCCAAAUACAUAAUUUAAUACCAAUUGGCUCAAAUAAAGUUAAAAAAAAUCAUAUUCAUUUGGCUCUAUAUGAUAUUAACUCAGACGCUGUUAAUGGUGUCGCUACUGAUUUAUCUCAUAUCGAUACCCCAGUUUCUUUAUCUAGCCAUUCACCAAACACCGAAAAUGGUAUUAAAGAUUGUUUAAAGGAUACAGAUUUAAUAAUUAUUAGUGCAGGUUUACCAAGAAAACCAGGUAUGACAAGAGAAGAUUUAUUCAAUAAAAAUGCAAGUAUUAUUUCAUCUUUAACUGAUUCCAUUAUUGAGCAUUGUGAUUUAUCUAAAAUUUUUAUCUUAGUUAUUUCAAAUCCUGUUAAUUCUUUGGUUCCCGUUAUUACUAAAAAGUUUAUAAAAUUUGAUCCAACAGCUGAUGUUGAAAGGAGAGUUAUGGGUGUCACUAAAUUGGAUAUCGUCAGAGCCUCUACUUUCUUACAUCAAUUUGGUAUCAAUGAAGGUUUUGAAAAAAGAUCAAGCAUUAUGCCUUCCGUGCCUGUCAUUGGCGGCCAUUCUGGUGAAACUAUUAUCCCAUUAUUCUCUCAAUCAAAAAUUCAUCCUCAGUUAACAAAUGAACAAGUAGAUUAUCUGACUAAGAGAGUCCAAUGUGGUGGUGAUGAAGUUGUAAAAGCCAAAAAUGGUCAAGGAAGUGCAACUUUGUCAAUGGCUUUAGCUGGUUAUAAAGUUGUUGCAAAAUUUAUAUCUCUAUUAUCAGGACAAGAAGACAUUAUUAAAGCCAUUUUUUACAUUUCAUUAUUGGAUCACACUAAAAAUGAACCAAUUUGUCCUGGUGCAAAGGAGUUGAUGGAUACAGUCGAUGGAUUAGAUUUCUUUUCUAUCCCAUUGACCAUUUCAGCAAAGGGUGUCCAUUCAAUAAAAUAUUGGAUCAUGGAUGAAAUGAAUGAUUAUGAAAAGGAUGAAUUAUUAUCUGCAUGUAUUCCAAAACUAAGAGAAAACAUUAAAACUGGCUGGGAUUUUAUCCAAGAUUAA